Coregonus clupeaformis (lake whitefish) is the source of this 1290-nucleotide messenger RNA. RefSeq names its product 1-phosphatidylinositol phosphodiesterase-like. The coding region runs from base 90 to 1016 and encodes 308 amino acids. The record is from RefSeq and is a predicted model, not a curated record. Gene Ontology annotation, molecular function: phosphoric diester hydrolase activity. The transcript is spliced from 3 exons. NCBI's taxonomy places the organism in Eukaryota, Metazoa, Chordata, Actinopteri, Salmoniformes, Salmonidae. Gene Ontology annotation, biological process: lipid metabolic process.
CAGUAUGCUAUAAUUUAGUUGCCAAUCUGCAGAGGUCAUACCACCAGAACUUGUGUGAAACUCCUUGGGCCAGAGCUAUAUGUUGUUGCAUGUUUUUCUCCUUUAACGUGACCAUGAGGACAACUGAGAAAGGUCUGUUUUGCCACCUCUACAUGUUACUGCUUUUUGUAGGUUUUUGCCAAGGAAAGGACCUCUUCUUCAAUGACUAUAAAGGACUCCUACUCCCAGAAUCCUACAAGAUUGGCUGGAUGGAGGACAUUGAUGACAACAAGUUAAUCUCUGACAUCACCAUCCCUGGUACCCAUGACACCAUGGCUCUCUAUGGAGGCCCAGCGGCAGAGUGUCAGGCCUGGGAUUUGGGGGAUCAGCUGAGGGCCGGCAUACGCUAUCUGGACCUCAGGAUAUUUGCCUUUGAAAACAAACUCUAUAUCAUGCACUGGGUUGUCUACCAACACACGUCGUUCAAUGAUGUCCUUGACACGAUCAGAGCAUUUCUGUCCGAAUUCAGAAGUGAGGCGGUUCUCAUUAGAGUAAAGCCUGAUUUGUUUGAUAAAGAGAAUGUUGAGGAGCUGGUUGGAAAAAUGAUUAGUGAUGAUAAAGAUGUAUGGGUGAAGUCUGACAUGCCAACUAUGGCUGAGGCAAGAGGAAAGGUGAUAUUUGUACAGAAAUCCAGCUUUAAGCUGGGCAUUCCUCUCUUGGAAACCGACACCAAGGGUGACUAUGAAGUUACUCAUAUUGCAGACAAGGAGAACAAAAUUGCGAAACACUUGACACAAGCUUCAGGCGAUUGUGGUGGUGAUUAUCUAGUUCUUAGCUACUCCAGUGGCACUGGCAUUGGCACACUGUUGGGCAUGUUUCUAACUCCCAAGAAGGUGGCUGAAAAGAUUAACCCCUGGCUCGAUCAGUAUCUGAGACAGUUCUCCAGUGACCACACCAGGGCAUGUUUCGGGGUGAUUGCCAUGGACUUUCCUGGUAUCGACCUCAUUCAAACAGUCAUUAAGCUCAAUGAUUGGUGAAGUGUUCACCCAUGGAAGUCAUAAUUAUAUUGCUUUCUGAAAUAAAUGUUAGUUGACAGCAUUAGAUUAAGUCAAGCAGCAACACAUGACAUAUACUAUACUUGAUUGUGCUUAUAUUGAAAAGGAGCGAGAUAGAAAAAUAUGACCAAGUAAAGACUUUAGUGAUUGUAACGUGGUAUUGGCAUGUUACAAUCAACAAUAAUGAAGACUUGGCACUGUAACGUCUUUGUACUUUUCCCCUGCUUGCUGUAUUAAAAACAAAGAAAAUCAUUAA